AUGUUUGAUGGGGAGCCAGGCACAGGCCCAGCAGCAUCGUCACGGAAUGUGGUGCGCAGCUCCAGCAUCAGCGGUGAAGUGUUUGGUGGUGGUGGGGAGCAGAGUGGGGGCACAGCUGGGGCCAGCACUGCCAAGAAGCGCCGCAGCAGUUUGGGGGCCAAGAUGGCAGCCAUCGUGGGCUUGACCCAGAGAAGCCGGAGCUCCCUGCAGCUACCCCAGCCAGAAGGUGGAACCAAGAAACUACCGAGUAACAUCAGGCGGAGCACAGAGACCGGAAUUGCUGUGGAGAUGAGAAGCAGGGUCACACGUCAAGGGAGCCGAGAAUCCACCGAUGGCAGCACCAACAGCAACAGCUCCGAUGGCACGUUUAUCUUCCCUGCAGCCAGACUGGGAGCUGAGAGCCAGUUCAGUGACUUCCUGGAUGGCCUGGGGCCAGCCCAGAUUGUGGGGAGACAGACACUGGGGACACCCCCAAUGGGGGAUGUUCAUAUUGCAAUGAUGGACCGGAGUGGUCAGCUCGAGGUGGAAGUGAUUGAGGCCCGAGGCCUUACCCCCAAACUGGGCUCUAAGUCCCUCCCAGCCACCUACAUCAAAGUUUACCUGCUCGAGAACGGAGCCUGUUUGGCCAAGAAGAAGACGAGAAUGGCUAAGAAGACAUGUGAUCCCCUGUACCAUCAGGCCCUGCUAUUUGAUGAGGGUCCCCAGGGAAAGGUGUUGCAGGUGAUUGUCUGGGGAGACUAUGGGCGCAUGGACCACAAGUGCUUCAUGGGAAUGGCCCAGAUUGUGCUGGAGGAGCUGGACUUGAGCAGCGUGGUGACUGGCUGGUACAAACUCUUCCCCACAUCUUCUGUGGCCGACCCCACCUUGGGGCCCCUCACCCGGCGUCUCUCCCAAUCUUCCCUCGAGAGCUCGACCAGCCCCUCCUGCUCCUAG
Messenger RNA from Vombatus ursinus (common wombat), 933 nucleotides. RefSeq names its product regulating synaptic membrane exocytosis 3 (gene RIMS3). The record is from RefSeq and is a predicted model, not a curated record. Gene Ontology annotation, cellular component: presynaptic membrane; cytoskeleton of presynaptic active zone. NCBI's taxonomy places the organism in Eukaryota, Metazoa, Chordata, Mammalia, Diprotodontia, Vombatidae. The transcript is spliced from 6 exons. Gene Ontology annotation, biological process: regulation of synaptic plasticity; regulation of membrane potential; positive regulation of synaptic transmission. Gene Ontology annotation, molecular function: small GTPase binding; transmembrane transporter binding. Bases 1 to 933 code for a protein of 310 amino acids.